UCUUUGUAUCCCUCGCUCAGAGGGGAUAGCCUAAGUUUAGACCCGGUGAUACUUCGGUCGAGUUCAGUGCGAAACCACCAUCCUCUCGAAUCACUUUCUUCACACUGGACGUGCUUUUCGCGUGGACGUCGCGUUUCGAUCCGAGCAAAAGGCUCGUCGCGAUCCGGAAAAUAUAUUCGAUAUUUCGCACCUGACAAUUUUUCGAGAGGAAACAAAAACAUAAGGAAACACGAUCACGAUGACAUAUAGCUGGGAUAACCGCGUUAAUUUCAUAGUGAAGUUUCUAUAUGACAUAGAUAACAAUGGAUAUUUGGAUAAGCACGAUUUCGAAUGCAUGGCAUUGAGAAUGACACUGCUCGAAGGCAAAGGCGAAUUUAAUUAUAAUCGGUAUCAAGAAAACCUCCACGUCAUGAUCUCCUUAUGGGAAGAGAUAGCUAACCUGGCAGACUUUGAUAAGGAUGGCCUUGUAACGACAGAAGAAUUUAAAAAAGCCGUUCAGAGUAGCUGCGUUGGUCGUUCUUAUAAUGAUUUUCCCCAAGCCAUGAAAAUGUUCAUCGAUACCCAUUUCAAGAUACUUGACAUAAAUGAGGAUGGCGUAAUUGGUGCCGAAGAAUUUCGGUAUGACUGCGUUUCAAGAAUUGCAGUGGAUAACAUAGAAGUUCUUGAUAAAGCUUUUCAGAAUCUUCUAAACGAUGAUGACAGAAAACGCGGUGGAUUGACUUUAUCACGUUAUCAGGAAUUAUAUGCUCAAUUUCUCGGUAGUCCUGACGAUAAUAUCCCGGCAAUCUACCUCUUUGGACCGAUAGGUUAAAAAUCAUAACUUGACGCGUCAUUUUUCAGAGGAGUAUAAAUCCUCACAUAUUUAUAUGUACAAAAAGACACAUUUGCACAAAAUAUAUUUAAGGCAUAUUAAGGCUAUAUUAAUUCUAA
This is a messenger RNA of Camponotus floridanus (Florida carpenter ant), 930 nucleotides long. It is a transcript of the gene Scp1, whose product is annotated as sarcoplasmic calcium-binding protein 1. Bases 239 to 811 code for a protein of 190 amino acids. Gene Ontology annotation, molecular function: calcium ion binding. The record is from RefSeq and is a predicted model, not a curated record. NCBI's taxonomy places the organism in Eukaryota, Metazoa, Arthropoda, Insecta, Hymenoptera, Formicidae. The transcript is spliced from 5 exons.